Cokeromyces recurvatus is the source of this 1851-nucleotide messenger RNA. Its product is annotated as kinase-like domain-containing protein. Lineage: Eukaryota; Fungi; Mucoromycota; Mucoromycetes; Mucorales; Mucoraceae. The transcript has 8 exons. The coding region runs from base 1 to 1851 and encodes 616 amino acids. The record is from RefSeq and is a predicted model, not a curated record. Gene Ontology annotation, molecular function: protein serine/threonine kinase activity; ATP binding; protein tyrosine kinase activity. Gene Ontology annotation, cellular component: nucleus; cytoplasm. Gene Ontology annotation, biological process: peptidyl-threonine phosphorylation; peptidyl-serine phosphorylation.
AUGAAUAAGAAUAUGUAUAAGGCAGGAUUGUAUAUUGGCAACAUUUACAAUACUAAUGAAAGUGAUUCUGAACUUGAAUUAGCUCAAGUUCAAGAAGCCUCACGUAUUCAAAGAAGUAUACCAUCCAUUCGUUCAGCUAGUCAGCCCUAUCAAUGCCAGGUUAUGGAACCUAAACUUGAACUUGGAUAUCAAUGGCCUUCUCUAUCAAGACAGACAGGCUUUCUUAAAUUGACACCACAAAUGUCUAUUAGGAUACAAAGACAAGUGGAUCAAUGGUUAUUAUCCACUAAACGACAAAAGAAGAAUCGUCGUUUAAUUGAUUCGUCGACAACUUAUUUAAAAGAAACUUAUAAUACAAUUAAUCCAGAAUUCUUGUAUAAUCAAACAAGUCGACCCAAACGUGUCUUAACAAAGCCAAGUAAACCAAUCCAUAAUGAAGGAUUCGAUAAUGAAAAUUUUGAUUACAUUUUAAAAGUGAAUGAGAUAUUAGGCCAUGAUCCAAAUUACCAAUAUAGAAUCAUUGAUUUAUUAGGUCAAGGAACAUUUGGUCAAGUUGUUAAAUGUGAGCAUACUUCAACAGGAGAAUUGUAUUCAGUUAAGUUGGAUCCAGAUGAUAAACAUCAUAUUUUAAGAUUACAUCAUGUCUUUUCUCACAAACAACAUUUAUGUCUUGUAUUUGAAUUAUUAUCUUAUAAUCUUUAUGACCUUAUUGGCCAUAACCAAUAUCGCGGAUUCCCUAUUGAAAAAGUAAGGGCUUUUGCUGUACAGAUUCUAGACACAUUAUCUUUACUAAAAGAAGCCAAAAUCAUUCAUUGUGAUUUAAAGCCUGAAAACAUAUUACUAGCAAAUGAAAAAUCGCUUUCGAUCAAAGUGAUUGAUUUUGGCUCUUCAUGUCAUGAAGCAAAUCGUAUUUAUACUUAUAUUCAAAGUAGAUUUUAUCGCUCUCCUGAAGUUAUUUUAGGUAUGCGAUAUACAAAUGCAAUUGAUAUGUGGUCCUUUGGUUGUAUUGUUGCUGAAUUAUAUUUGGGCUUACCCUUAUUUCCUGGUAGCUCAGAAUACAAUCAACUUUUUCGUAUUGUAGAGAUGUUAGGCAUUCCUUCAAGGGAUAUGCUUAGUAAAGGAAGAAAUACGAAUAUUUACUUUACUAAACGUAAAUUAGGACAUGAAUUUGAAUACGAACUUAAAUCUCGUGAACAGUACAGUCUAGAAAAUAAUAAAAACGAAUUACCUCGAAAACAAUAUUUCCCUUAUACGAAUCUUAAGGAUCUCAUCUUACAGUUUAAUGGUCGAGGAGCAACUGCUACUAAACGACCCAUGCUAAGUCCUGAUGAAUAUCAAGCAAGAUUAUGUCUCCUGGAUUUUUUAAGUGGAGUUUUAGAAUUAAAUCCAUUAAAGCGAUGGACACCUCAACAAGCCACACAACACCCCUUUAUUACACAAAAACCAUUUAAUGGAUCAUUCAAGCCAGAUAUUCCUAUUGCAACAACAACAAAUAAUAAGAAAUUAACACCUAUAACACGUCGAAGAGCUGAAUCGAUGGGAACUAUAACAGCUCCUGAGCAAAUUCAAGCACUGGCUAACCAAAUCAUUCAAUCCCCUUUACCAACCAAACAAUACAUGCAACAACCACAACACAUUUAUCGACAACGAAACACACGAUCUCAAGGUGAUGAUUUAGGUCUUUUAGCUCCUCAACAACAAAAGAAAAAAGUCGUCAUUGCCCCUGAAGUCAAUAUACGAGAUGAAAAUCGAUCAUCAAAAGCUCAUACAACGAAUAAUUUAUUUAUGAUGCGUCCAAAUCCAGAUACAAAAAGAAGCUAUAUGACACUAUUCAAGAGACGCGGCGUCUAA